This is a messenger RNA of Centruroides sculpturatus (bark scorpion), 932 nucleotides long. RefSeq lists its product as uncharacterized. Lineage: Eukaryota; Metazoa; Arthropoda; Arachnida; Scorpiones; Buthidae. The record is from RefSeq and is a predicted model, not a curated record. Bases 255 to 797 code for a protein of 180 amino acids. The transcript is spliced from 2 exons.
UUUCGCUUUUUAUUGGUAAAAUUAAAUUCAACCAAAGUAAUAUCCAAUAAAAUUACCCGUAACACGAGAUUUUAUGAAUAUUUUAGAAAUUUUUUUCCUUUAAAUUAAUUAAAUUAAGAUAUUGCCGAGUGUCGUUGGCGUGCUUAAAACGAAGUACUUUUGUUGAAUUUCAAUUGUAAAUAUUCUAGCUUUGUUUAAACUCUGUACGUCUAGAAUAAUUUGUAUUUCAAGUACAUAAAUUCAUUUAGGUUAAAAUGGGAAGAAAAAAGCCGGUUGCAGUUACUAGCGAAGAACCUUCGCGCGCGGAAAGCGAAGAGGCUCUAGAGGGUAACGCCAACAACGAGGUGCCACCUCAGAUGAUCCUCAACCAGACCGUGGUCAUCUCCAGCGAGAAAGAAAACAAAAAGAAACCUCCGACGAAGCGAAAGAAAGAGGAAAAGGAAAAUCCACCCGUCAAAAAGGGGCGAGUCUUGAGAGGAAAAAAGAAGAAGGACGAGGAAGAGGCCGCGGUGAUUGGUGCCACUGAUAAUCUUGCGGCAGAAGCUUCGAACAACCACCUCGCCGGUCCUUCCAUUACGGAGGUCAAAAGCGUAGGAACCAAUCCAAUAGAGAGCAUGGAGCUAAUCAUCCGGUCUCACGAAGAACUGAAGCGGCAGGUUCUCGAUUUAUCCAACGAUAUAAAGGAUUUUAAGAGCGAAGUUCUCGGCUUGUUACGGGCGUUGAUCGACCAGGAGCAGAAAAAGGAAGAAGCGGAAGCUCCACUAUCUUGGAAUGGAUUUAAGAACGGUCUUUCCUAGUGUAAGAGCGAAUAAUUUUUAUGUUACGCGGAUGUAAAUGAAUUAGAAUCAUCCGUUUGGUAAAACUUUAAUAAAAUUUUUAUUAAAGAAAACUAUACAAGUUCUUUAUAAGAAAAUGUUGCGUACAAAGUACGA